AUGACUCUAACACAAAGAACAAGUCCCCGUAACCCGGAUGAAUUCCCCACGGUCCAGCUAUUUCUACUAGCUAUUGUCCGUCUUGCCGAGCCUAUCGCGCUCACCUCCAUCUUCCCGUAUGCCUGGGCCCUCAUCAAGCGAUUCGAGGUCGGCAACGAAGAUGACGCCUCGUUCUAUGCCGGCCUGCUCAUCUCGGCCUUCUCCCUGGCGGAGGCCUUGAUGGGUAUGUACUGGGGCGGUCUGUCAGACCGUGUCGGACGCAAGCCUGUCCUGCUUCUUGGAUGCAUCGGCACCAUGUUCAGCAUGGUCAUGGUUGGCUUUGCUGAGAACAUCUGGGUGGCCCUCCUCGGCCGCGCCCUCGGUGGACUGCUGAACGGCAACAUCGGCGUCAUCCAGACCAUGGUUGGCGAGCUGGUUACGAAGCCAGAGCAUGAGCCCCGUGCAUACUCGAUUAUGCCCUUUGUCUGGAGCAUCGGCACCAUCAUCGGUCCCAUGAUUGGCGGCCUUUUUGCUGACCCGCACGUGUCAUACCCCAAUCUCUUCCCCAAGGGCUCCCUCUUCGAGCGCUUCCCUUACCUCCUGCCGAACCUCAUCUGUGCUGCCAUGCUCCUCGUAAGCAUCGUGCUCGGCUACUUCCUCCUCGAAGAAACCCACCCUGACAUGCAACCGCGCGUGCUCCUGCCCGAUGACACCUUCCUCUCGGAAAACACCCCCCUCAUGGAGACGUCCGACGCCAUGAAGCGCCCCGCCGUCGAUCUCCGCGAUGAGAACUACGGGACCAUGCGCUCGCGCGACGCUGCUCCCCCACCCCCACCCUCGUGGGCCAAGGAGCAACAAGCGCCGAUUAGCAUCUUCCGCAAGCGCAUCAUGGCAGUCAUCCUGGCCCUCUCCAUCUUCACCUACCACUCCAUGACCUUCGACCACCUCCUGCCCAUCUUCUUCGAAGACGAUCGGGCCCCCGCCAACGACAUCCCCACCACGCUCGCCCUCGCCAGCGGCAGCCCCUUCUACUCCCCCGGCGGACUGGGCAUGUCGCUGCAGGCGGUCGGCGUGGUGAUGGCGGUGCAGGGCGCGAUCGCCCUCUUCAUGCAGGCGGUCGUGUUCCCAAUCAUGGCGGAGCGCGUCGGCAUCUACCGGCUGUUCAUCUUCGUCACCGUGCUGCACCCGGUCGUGUACCUGCUCGUGCCGUGGCUUCUGUACGUGCCAGAGGCCGCCCUGUGGCCCGCCAUCUACGUCGUCCUGGCCGUGCGCAACUUCUUCUCCAUCCUGCUCUACCCGCUGCUCCUCAUCCUCAUCAAAGAGGCCACCCCGAGCUCCACCGUGCUCGGCCGCGUCAACGGCCUGGCCGCCAGCGCCGGCGCCGCCUGCCGCAUGGUCGCUCCGCCAGUCGCUGGCUACCUCUACGCCAUGGGCCGCAGGGUCGACUGCACCGCGCUGGCGUGGUAUGGUAGUGCCGUAGUGGCUGUGAUUGGUGCUGCGCAGUGCUUUGCUGUCAAGCGCGAGCGUGAGGACAAGGGGAAGCGGCCGAUGGAUGUUGAGGAGUAG
Molecule: messenger RNA, 1545 nt
Organism: Chaetomium fimeti
Lineage: Eukaryota; Fungi; Ascomycota; Sordariomycetes; Sordariales; Chaetomiaceae
Product: major facilitator superfamily domain-containing protein
Exons: 4
Coding region: 1-1545 (514 amino acids)
Biological process (GO): transmembrane transport
Molecular function (GO): transmembrane transporter activity
Source: RefSeq, a predicted model, not a curated record